GGAGGAAAGAAAAAGAAAGCCCCUCCCAACAACUUUAAUACUAUUUUAUACAUUUCUCCACCAGAUUCCAACCAAAACCAAAUAAUUAUUUCCGUUAAAAUAUUAUUUCCCUCAUUAAAUAAUUAUUCACUAAAAUAUUUUUUAAUACCCCCAAUUCAGUAUAUCUCCUUUUCCAUCUGUUUAUUUUUUAAUCUCAAUUUGGACAGUCUUAGGAAAGUUAGGAACCCAAUUACCUGAACAACAAAAACAAGGAUUCAUUUUAUCUGCCCAUUUUCAUUUCCCUUGGAAACUCAAAAUAUUUCAAAUUUCACUCUUUCUUUCUGCACAAUAUUUUUCCCAUCUAUUUUCUCUAAACUCACAUAUUAUUUUCUCCCACAAAAAUUAAGCUCAUAAUUUUUAUUUUUUUCUGGGCAUCCAAUCCUGCUAAUUUAUUUUUAGUGACAAAUUUUAUCUAAAUGGUGCAAAGUUGAAGAUUUUUCAUAUAUUGUUUCAUGCCCAGCUUCUGAAGCUAGCUUUUAAUUCGAUUUUCUCAUUUUUCUGGCUUAAAUUUUUCAUCUUUCUGAAAAAUUAUUUCCCAGCAUAGUAGCAGAGCUUUUGGGUGAUUGAGUUUGAAGAAGAAAAAAAAAUGAGAUAUUGAUGUGUGGUUUUAGUUUAUGGUAUGCGUAACUACUACUUCACAAGUGUUUGAACAUGGAGGCCAGUGGCGGUGUUAGCGGCGGUGUUACGGUGGUGGGAUCGGAUGCUCCGUCGGACUACCAUGUAGCUCCGAGGACCGAAAACCCGGCUCCGGCCGGCGGAUCCACGACGCAGAUUCCGGCGACGGCGGGGAGUGCUCAGCCGCCGCCACAUCCGCCGCACACGGCGGCGACGGAGGUGUCUCCGGCGACGAUGCCCGCGAAGAAGAAGAGGGGCCGGCCGAGAAAGUAUGCACCGGAUGGGUCGGUGGCCAUGGCGCUGUCUCCGAAGCCGAUAUCUUCCUCCGCCCCGUUGCCGCCGGUGAUCGAUUUCUCGGUGGAGAAGCGUGGAAAAAUAAAGCCAACCAGCUCUGUCAGCAAAGCCAAAUUUGAGUUGGAGAAUUUAGGUGAAUGGGUUGCAUGCUCAGUUGGUGCUAAUUUUACUCCCCAUAUCAUCACUGUUAAUUCUGGUGAGGAUGUUACUAUGAAGGUUAUAUCGUUUUCUCAGCAAGGGCCACGAGCUAUAUGCAUUCUUUCAGCUAAUGGUGUCAUAUCAAGUGUCACACUUCGUCAGCCCGAUUCUUCUGGGGGCACAUUGACAUAUGAGGGACGGUUUGAAAUUCUGUCUUUAUCUGGCUCAUUCAUGCCCAGUGAAAGUGGAGGAACACGAAGCAGAUCAGGUGGCAUGAGUGUAUCUCUGGCAAGCCCUGAUGGACGUGUUGUAGGUGGUGGAGUAGCUGGUCUUUUAGUGGCUGCAAGUCCUGUGCAGGUAGUGGUAGGAAGUUUUCUGGCAGGAAACCAACAUGAGCAGAAGCCAAGAAAACAGAAACAUGAGGUGAUAUCAAGUGUGACACCAACUGCAGUUGUUCCAAUCUCUACCCUUGAUCCAAUACCAAUUCUAUCAGCAGCAGCAACCACCAUCCGCGGUGAAAAUUGGUCUGCUAUGCCGUCAGAGGCCAAGAAUAAGCCAACUGACAUUAACGUGUCACUUCCUGCAGGAAUUUGAGUUGGCUGAUUAGGGAUGCUUUUAAUGCCGAUGUUGUGUCGCGAAGAACACUUUGAUGUCAUAGUUAUUCCUGAGAAUCCAUCUUCCUUUGGAGUGUUAGAUUGUGUAAUCCACGUUAUUUCUUCUUGUUAAGACAUUAUUCUUAAUUUGAGAAUCAUCAUUUCUAAUUAUUUUAAGCUCUGUUACUACUUUGAUAACUCAAUCUGUUGGUUUCCAUGUGAUGUCUUUCAAAUUGAGACAAUAGUUGUAAAAUAGAAGACGUAGGUUUCUUCUGUUUCAAUAUGAGUUGGUAUUCAAUCCUUAUUAUAAAUAUGUUGUAUGCAUCUAAAUAAAUUCUUAGACACAGUUUGCUUUUA
This is a messenger RNA of Cajanus cajan (pigeon pea), 2036 nucleotides long. The record is from RefSeq and is a predicted model, not a curated record. NCBI's taxonomy places the organism in Eukaryota, Viridiplantae, Streptophyta, Magnoliopsida, Fabales, Fabaceae.